GCCAAGCAAAGGCCCAGAUAUUGCCAAUGGGUGAGGUAUUCAGCUCGAGGUCCAUAGGCAAGAGCAUGAAGCUUCCCUGAGGUUUCCUGAGGUAGAAGCAGGGCGUGAACUGGGCUCCAGCCAAGGAGAAUCUCUCAUCGCCAAUGGAAACCCGCUCCCCUCGUCCCAAGACCGCCAUUUCCCACCUCCACGUGUCUGCAACAGGACGACAAAGUACCCAGUGAAUACAAUGGAGGCCUCUCUCUUCCACAGUUUCACUCCCCCUUGCCCCUCCUGAGCUUCCUGCCUGUUCUCCAGCUUGUGUGUGAAUAAGGUUCCAGCCACAAGCAGCUGCCCCGUCACUCCUACCCUCGUCAUCCUCCGUCCUGACGACAUUCAACAUCUAUAUAAAGCUUUCCCAUCCCCCACUCUCCCGCAGCCCUUCUUCUUCCCUCUGACCAAACUCAAUUCAUCUCAUAAAACAACCUUCACAAACAAAACAUCAGCCAAAAUGUCCAACUUCCACCACUCCGCCCAGGACACCCGCGUCGACGACGGCCACAUCCUCCGCGCCCGCCUCCAGAACGGCAACGGCGACUUCGUCGACGCCGAGUGCAACCUCAACGACUGCCUCGGCAACAACAACGGCCGUUUCGAUUGGGGUGGCCGCGGCUUCGCUGAUUCCGCUGAGGAUAUCCGCUUCGAGUUCGAGGGCGACCAGCCCAUCCUCCGCGCCCGCCUCUUCAACGUUGAGGGCCAGGCCAUUGACGCCGACGUUAACCUGUGCGAGCGCCUGUCCAACAAUGACGGCAACUUCCACUUUGAAUAAACGAUUCAAAAACGAAAGCUUGAUAUGACGGGAGCGAGGAAGAUGGAAUGAAUGAAUGGCAUGAAGCGUUUUUGCUUACGCGUGAUGGAACGGGGAAUGGAACACUUCCUGAUCUAUACCGACCUAGAGUUCGGUCACGCAAUGACUUAGGUAGCUGAUAAUUGAGCUACUUGCCCUGUUCAGGGCUGAAUGAA
Colletotrichum scovillei is the source of this 1002-nucleotide messenger RNA. RefSeq lists its product as uncharacterized. The transcript is spliced from 3 exons. The record is from RefSeq and is a predicted model, not a curated record. The coding region runs from base 491 to 808 and encodes 105 amino acids. Lineage: Eukaryota; Fungi; Ascomycota; Sordariomycetes; Glomerellales; Glomerellaceae.